AUGACAUCCAAAUUCCCCAGCUCCGACCAUUAUCGCGCAGAAGUCGCCCAAAUGGAAGAUGACGCGGACACGCACAACCACCAAAAUGAUAUUGGCGGUGGUGCCGCAGAUAUGUAUGAACAUGACUACUGUGCGUCAAUCGCGCAGUCGACGCAAGUCUCAUGGUCGGCGUUCACCCACGACUUCACGCAAGGCAAGGGCCAGCUCGGGUUCUGCGUCUAA
Molecule: messenger RNA, 222 nt
Organism: Penicillium manginii
Lineage: Eukaryota; Fungi; Ascomycota; Eurotiomycetes; Eurotiales; Aspergillaceae
Exons: 2
Coding region: 1-222 (73 amino acids)
Source: RefSeq, a predicted model, not a curated record